UCCCCACAUUACAAAGACGAGAGGGAGAGAGAGAGAGAGGAAAGUAAAGAACUGGGAGGGGCUUUGGUGAAAAGCACGGACUCUCCGGACCUGUGUGGCAGAAGUGAUGGUCUCUCCGCAGGGCAAGUGAGCGACCAGACUCCUCAGCAGAGGCACGGACAGACGAGCCACAGCGUGACUCCUGGGAAAGCGCUCAUCUGUCGAACCGCCCCGCGCUCAGCGCCGCCGCUCGCAUCAUCACCGUUAUCUUUAUUUAUUUACUUUACAUCACCGGACUUUCUCGGUCUGUGGCUUUUUUGGAAAACUGCGGUUGAAGCCCUCUGAGGACACUGGCUACUGCGAGGCUGGAGGGAGUGGUUUUGGAUCCUGCUGCUGCUUCUGUGUGUGUGAGAGACCAGGACGACGGGACGCUGAAGAGCCUGACACCUGACCUCUCCUGACAGCCAGCCAGGACAGAGAGCCCGAGAGAGAGAGAGAGGCACAGACAGAGCGCGCUCCGAAACGCCGCGGAUCAACGACUCCCAAAAUGAGAGUUUUGUCGCGCUCGGUCCGCCCGACCGGCGAGUGAUUUAACGGAGGUUUGACGGAGAGCCGAAGAGGGGGAGCACACAACACUGUCCGACAGCACAACCCCAUCGGGGCCACUCCCUACAGACAGGCCCACCCAGUCCCCCUCACCCAUAUCGCCAUGGCAACCUCCAUGUCAGCUCUGCUCCUCCUGGUCCUGGUCUCUGGGGCGACGCUGUUGGUCUCCAGGGCAACGGACAGCGAGGAGGACACGUUCUCCGAACGGGACUUCCUGUACGGCGGGCGGGAGAGGCGGGCGGCUGACCCACCCCAGGCCGAGAAGUGCUCCUACACCUUCAUCGUCCCGCAGAGGAAGGUGACGGGCGCCAUAUGCGUCAACUCCAAGGAGCCCGACGCCAUCCUGGAGAACCGGGUCAGCAAGCAGGAGCUGGAGCUUCUGAACGGGGAGCUCCUGAAGCAGAAGCGGCAGAUCGAGACGCUCCAGCAGCUGGUGGAGGUGGACGGGGGCGUGGUCAACGAGGUCAAGCUCCUGCGCAAGGAGAGCCGCAACAUGAACUCGCGCGUGACGCAGCUCUACAUGCAGCUGCUGCACGAGAUCAUCCGCAAGCGGGACAACGCGCUGGAGCUGUCGCAGCUGGAGAGCCGCAUCCUCAACCACACCGCCGAGAUGCUGCAGCUCACCAACCGCUACAAGGACCUGGAGCACAAGUACCAGCACCUGGCCGCGCUGGCGGGGAACCAGACCACCGUCAUCGCCCAGCUGGAGGAGCACUGCCUGAGGAUGCCCGUCCGGCCCGCCCGGCCCGCCCGGCCCGUCCCCCAGCCGGCCCUGCCCGUCCCAGUCCUGCCCGUCCCGGUCCUGCCCGUCCCGGUCCCGCCCGUCCCGGCCAGGCCCUACCAGCCGCCCACCCUCCCCCGCCUCACCAACCAGAUCACCAACGAGAUCCAGAGCGACCAGAACCACAAGGCCCUGCCGCCGCCUCCGCUUCCCACAAUGCCCAGCGGCACGCACAGCCCCUCCACCACAGACAAGCCCUCUGGCCCCUUUAAGGACUGCCUGGAGGCGCUGGAGGAGGGCCACGGUAACAGCGGGAUGUACCUGGUGAAGCCGGAGAACACCAACCGGCUCAUGCAGGUGUGGUGCGACCAGCGCCACGACCCCGGCGGCUGGACCGUCAUCCAGAGGAGGCAGGACGGCUCCGUCAACUUCUUCCGCAACUGGGAGACGUAUAAGCAAGGGUUUGGGAACAUCGAUGGUGAGUACUGGCUUGGGCUGGAGAACUUGUACUGGCUGACCAAUCAGGGGACGUACAAGUUGCUGGUGACGAUGGAAGAUUGGUCGGGGCGCAAGGUGUUUGCCGAGUACGCCAGCUUCCGGCUGGAGUCAGAGGCCGAGUUUUACAAGCUUCGAGUGGGCCGUUACCAUGGCAAUGCUGGUGACUCUCUCACCUGGCACAACGGCAAGCAGUUCACCACACUGGACCGGGACCACGACAUGUACACAGGUAACUGCGCUCACUACCAGAAGGGAGGCUGGUGGUACAACUCCUGCGCCCACUCCAACCUGAACGGGGUGUGGUACCGCGGGGGGCACUACCGCAGCCGUUACCAGGAUGGGGUGUACUGGGCGGAGUUCAGGGGCGGGGCCUACUCCCUGAAGAAAGUCAUCAUGAUGAUCCGGCCCAACUCCAACACCUUCCACUGACCCCCAAGGACAAGGACAUGCAAACACACACACAGCACCACCUGCACAGUGACGUUCACCCGCUUUCACUGUCUGAUUCCAACAGAGACAAAAUUCCAUUCAUCCACGUGAGCUCUGUUCUGCUCCAGUGUGUGUGUGUGUGUGUGUGCGUGUGCGUGUGUGCGUGUGCGUGUGCGCGUGUGUGUGUGUGUGUAUGUAUGUGUGUGUGUGCGUGCCUGUGCAUGUGUGUAUGUAAGUGUGUGCGCAUGUGUAUAUGCGUGUGUAUGUGCGUGCAUGCAUGUAUGUGCAUGCAUGUUGAUUUUGGGCAGCAUUGAUAAAUACCCAGCUGAUUUCCUGGUGUAAAGUGCAAAGGCGGUCGCUUUGCUGGGAGACGUUUGGGAUUGAUCCCGGCGUUCCGGGCCUUUAGAAGUCCUCCCUGGUGGAUUCCCAGCGUGUUGCUCUAAGAUGAGGAUUCCCAGGAGGGAGGGGCUAUGCAAUGUCUUUAAAAGAGAGGUCUCCUUGGAUCCGCCCCGCCCAACCCUGAAGGAUGUGAACACCAUCGCCACAGAGGGACAUUGUGUAUUUUGCUUGUCUUCUCCAUUGGAUUCUGGCAAGCGAGGCGGGAACAACGGCUGACUACCAAUGAGGUGAACAAAAGCACCUGAUCGUGGUCCUAAUGAGGUGCUUCAUUUCACUUCAACAAAAGCCAGCAAAAAAAGAGAGGAUUACUGCGCUUUCAAAUCUGCAGGGCAAUAGCAUCCCUCUAGUGCUCACAGCACCAAGGACACCAGAGAGAAAACUCAUGCAGGGGACACUUCAGUCCCCUGCGAAAGAGACUCCUUUCACACCGCUAGAGAGAGCUGGGGAAAACCUACGCAGCGCGCGCAACACACCGAGUGUGUGACGCACUGUGUGUGUAAAGCUCUUCGAGUUUAACGCUCUGUGCCUAAUGCUCUCUGUGAUCAGAAACACUUGAAAAGGUGAGGGGGGAAAAUUGGGGAAUGUACGGUCUGAAAAUGUCCAAAAACAUCACAGCGCACGGCACGCGUUAGGCAGCUUGGGCUGCCUACCCAACGUUUCAUACUCCUGGCACGCACGACAAAUAAUCACAAAUGAUACAAAAUGAUACAGGAGAGUGCAGCUACUUCCAGUGGUAUAACAGUUUAUAAUCUAUCAGCAGGGAAAUGCGUCCAAGAGUGUGAGAGGCAGAAAAAUACCCAUUCAGAGAAAUCAAAAUUUAAAAAAUGAACGCAAUAGAAAAGACUACAGUGGCAAACUGACUGAACGUGAAGUGGCCAACUGACCUGGGUCAAAUUAUUUUUUUUAAAGUAUUCAUUAAGAAUAAUGAAUAGCUUGUGAUACUUCAGAGAUCACAAUAGUGGCUGGAAUGAAAACUACAGGGGUUCCUCAGGUUCCCCUAGGAACCCCUAAACCCCCCUUCAGAUUCCAGCAUUUCACACAUGAUCCAUUCUGCCCAGCUGCUUCAGACACCAGUAAAAUUACCUGAAGAUUACUAAAGAAAUUUCAUUUCACGUUUCAACAUUUUCACUACUAUCCAGAACACAAGUGUACAUUUUCAGCCAGCAGAGUGUUUCAUUGAGAAUUCUCAGGGACCUGCAGGAUUGUAUUCAGAUUUUUAAUUUUACCAGCACCUGUUAAAGAGUUAAAGCAUUUGAAAUACGACAGGUCACUAAUAUAAGCAACACUAGGAGACGAUGCGUCAGCUUAAACUGUGUACAGGCACGUCUGCUGCUUCAGCUUCGCCGGCAUGGUGCUCUUUGAUGCCUCAGCCCCAUACGAGACCACAGGAAGAACAGUCCCAGGGAGCACAGUGCACAGCUAACCACUAGCGCCCCCAACAUGCGUGACAGCUGCCAACCCGUCAGCGCUACGCAGAUCGGCGCUACAUCGGCCAACUUAACGGACACCAGAGGUGAGGCAGUCAAGAUGGAGAUCAGAUGUCAAAACGAGGCACAGUUAGUUGGUGAAUUUCCCUGCCGCUAGCAGACUGCUGUAGUGCCACGACUCGGGGGGGGGGUCUAACGGGCUGGGGGGGGGUCCUCUAAUCUAUGGGCUCUGAUUUUCAGGACAGUUCAUGGGAUACUGAACGAAAAUAUAUCAUGGUAAAUGAGCUCCACAGACUCUCAAAUAAGUCGCCCAAUGGUACAAAGGGCACUAGCACCAGUAUACAAGUCCAGCAUGUUUUAUAUAGUUUAAGUUCUUCUUAUGGUGAAAAGGGGGUAACCAACUUCAACUGUAUGCUAUAAAGCCUAAAUUACACUGUCAUAAGACCGGUAAUACCAGCAGCCAUAACCAGACGGUUAUGACAGGUGUUAUGUCUUCCUUUUGGGAGUGUUACGUAGGCUUUAUGGUGCACAGUUCAAAUAAAGUGUGACCGGGAAACAAAUGGUGUUUGAGUCAACCUGACUUUUGUACAAGUGUAAUUAUCUUCGGGCAGAAUAUCCAAAGGUGUUCAUGUAUCUCGUGUUUUUAACCGAACCCAAGGCUGGGGGUGAUACAGUGCAGGUCACAGAAAGGCAGAAACAUCUCUUUACUGUACAUAUCCGUGUCGCUACAAUAUUUUUGUAAUAUAACAAUAUCUCAUUGUACCAAGUUACCAGACUGUUUGCAAUAAAAUUGUGUACAGUUA
This is a messenger RNA of Anguilla rostrata (American eel), 4862 nucleotides long. Its product is annotated as angiopoietin-related protein 2-like. NCBI's taxonomy places the organism in Eukaryota, Metazoa, Chordata, Actinopteri, Anguilliformes, Anguillidae. The transcript is spliced from 5 exons. Bases 689 to 2233 code for a protein of 514 amino acids. The record is from RefSeq and is a predicted model, not a curated record.